Molecule: messenger RNA, 1260 nt
Organism: Geosmithia morbida
Lineage: Eukaryota; Fungi; Ascomycota; Sordariomycetes; Hypocreales; Bionectriaceae
Product: acetyl-CoA acyltransferase 1
Exons: 3
Coding region: 1-1260 (419 amino acids)
Biological process (GO): phenylacetate catabolic process; fatty acid beta-oxidation
Cellular component (GO): peroxisome
Molecular function (GO): acetyl-CoA C-acyltransferase activity
Source: RefSeq, a predicted model, not a curated record
AUGGGUGCCAUCGAAAGAAUCUCCCAGAUAGGAGGCCAGGUCUCCGGAAACCCCACGGCCGGCGGCCGCGACAAGAUCCUCGAGAAGCGUCCGGAUGACGUGGUCGUGACGGCCUGCACGCGGACAGCCUUCACCAAGGGCGGCAAGGGCGGCUUCAAGGAUACGCAGGCGUCGGACCUGGUGGCCGGCGUGCUCAAGUCGGUCAUCGAGAGGUCCGGGAUCAACCCGGCCCUGAUCGAGGACAUCUGCGUGGGAACGGUGCUCGCCCCCGGCGGUGGCGCCACCGAGAUGCGCGCCGCCAGCCUGGUGGCGGGCAUCCCCGAGACGGCGGCUGUGCGGACGCUCAAUCGCCAGUGCUCGUCGGGUCUCCAGGCCUGCGUGGAUGUGGCCAACCAGAUCAAGACGGGCAUGAUUGACGUCGGUAUCGGUGCUGGUGUCGAGAGCAUGAGCAACAACUAUGGCCCUGCGGCUGUCAGUGAAUUCUCCGAACUCCUCGAGAGCCACCCGGCCUCAGCCAGCUGCAAGGUGCCCAUGGGCCUGCUGUCGGAGGACAUGGCCAAGGACCUCAAGAUCACGAGGCAGUCGCAGGACGCGUUUGCGGCGUCGUCGUACCAGAAGGCUGAGAAGGCGCAGAAGGAGGGCCUGUUCAAGGAGGAGAUCACGCCGCUAAAGGUCAAGUUUGAGGACCCCAAGACGGGCGAGGUCAAGGAGGUAGUCGUCGACAAGGACGACGGCGUACGCCCGGGCAUGACGGCCGAGGCGCUGGGCAAGAUCCGCCCGGCUUUCGCCAAGGACGGCAGCAUCCAUGCCGGCAACGCCAGCCAGAUCUCGGACGGCGCCGCGGCCGUGCUCCUCAUGCGACGCGACACGGCCGAGAAGCUUGGCCAGCCCAUCAUCGGCAAGUACGUGUGCGCGUCGGUGGUGGGCGUCAAGCCCCUGCUCAUGGGCCAGGGCCCCUGGAAGGCCAUCCCGCGCGCUCUCGAGCUGGCCGGAAUCUCCAGGGACGACGUGGACAUCUACGAGAUCAACGAGGCCUUUGCCAGCCAGUGCCUGUGGUGCGCCAACGAGCUGGGCAUCCCUCAGGAGAAGAUCAACCCCAAGGGGGGAGCUAUCGCCUUCGGUCACCCCCUCGGCUGCACUGGAGCCAGGCAGGUGUCUACUCUGCUGUACGAGCUCAAGCGUACGGGGAAGAAGGUUGGCAACACGUCCAUGUGUGUUGGUACUGGAAUGGGUAUGAGCGCUGUCUGGGUCGCUGAGUAA